CAUGGUUCAGGCAGGCUUCUUUAAGCUUUGGGAGUGUUUCCCAUUUAAACAAACAUAGCUAAUGCUGAAGAUGGCGGAUGCGUAGAAGUGGCUUAAAGAAACUGGAGUGUUUCACUGGAUACAUUUACACCGGUGCUGAUAUGUUUUAGACAUGAGUGGAGUGGGUGAGAACUCACUUGAGCCACUGUGCUCGGACCGGAAACGCAAACUUUCCACAUGUGACACGCCAGGACAAGGGUGUGAUAAGCGCAGGAGGGAACAGGAGAGCAAGUACAUCGAGGAGCUCGCUGAACUGAUUUCAGCCAACCUUAGUGACAUUGACAGCUUCAAUGUAAAACCAGACAAAUGUGCCAUCCUUAAAGAGACAGUGCGCCAGAUACGACAGAUCAAAGAGCAAGGUAAAAGCUCAUGUGGAGAUGAUGAUGUCCAGAAGGCGGAUGUGUCCUCUACUGGUCAAGGGGUUAUCGACAAGGACCAGCUGGGCCCUUUGCUACUGCAGGCUCUUGAUGGGUUUUUGUUUGUAGUGAGUCGUGAAGGCAGCAUUGUGUUUGUGUCCGAUAAUGUGACUCAGUAUCUGCAGUAUAAACAGGAGGAGUUAAUCAACACCAGCAUCUAUAACAUACUGCACGAGGAGGAUAGAGAGGAGCUGCAUAAAAACCUGCCCAAAAGCAUUGGUCCCAAAAGUGUCUCAUGGGGUGGAGAUGCCUCCCGUCAAAAGAGUCACACAUUUAACUGUCGUAUGCUGGUGAAGUUCGGCCAUGGUGGUCCUGGAGGAGAAGAGGGGGCUGGUGGGCCGCGGUAUGAGACCAUGCAGUGUUUUGCUCUAACGCAGCCUAAGGCUAUGAUGGAGGAAGGGGAAGACCUGCAGUCGUGUAUGAUUUGUGUAGCACGGAGAGUGACAGCUGUGGAGAGGACAGAACGAUUCAGCACUAGACAUGAGCUAUCAGGUAAACUGAUCGAGAUCGAGCAGCAGAGUUUGUUGCACACCACAAUGCGUACUGGCUGGGAGGAUUUAGUGCGCAGGUGUAUGCAGAUGUUCCUGCAUCGCAGUGAAGGUCAACCCUGGUCCUACAAGAGACACUAUCAAGAAGCAUAUAUGCAUGGUAGAGCAGAGACUCCACCCUAUCGGUUCUCUCUGUCAGAUGGCACGCUGGUAACAGCACAAACACGCAGUGAACUCUGCCGAAACCCUGUCACCAAUGAGCCGCUCACAUACCUUUCUACUCAUCUUCUACAGAGGGAGCAAAAUGGAUACAGACCCAACCAGGGUGGUGUAAUGCGAUCAGUUAUGGGGAAUUCCAAUCCUAAUGCCCAGAUGGGCAUGGUUCCUGGUGGAGGCAUGGGCAAUACCCGGGGCUAUGGCAUAAACGAGCAAGGUCAUAUGGGGCCAAGAGGAGGCCCUAUGUAUGGCCCUGGCAACAGGAUGAAUCAAAUGAACCCAAUGCAUCAGAUGAAUCAAAUGAACCAGAUGAAUCAAAUGAACCAGAUGAAUACAGUGAAUCAAAUGAACAUGAAUCAGAUUAACUGUAUGAAUCAAAUGAGCACUAUGAUUCAGAUGAAUCAGAUGAAUACCAUGAAUCAAAUGAAUCAGAUGAACUCCAUGAGUCAGAUUAAUCAGAUGGGGCAUCCUGGCAUGAAUCAGCACCAGCAGGGCCAGUUCCACGGUGGUUAUGGUAUGGGCAUGACAAGCCCUUCCCAAGGCAGUCCUGGUAUGAAUCCUGCCCAACAAAAUCUCAUGGGGUCCCCGCGAAUACGAGGGAGUCCAAAAAUGGGUGCAAGUCCCUUCUCACCUGGAAGUAUAGGACCCAUGGGUCCUGUGGGCAUGGGAGGCAGUGGUGGAUCCUCUGGUCCAACAGUUGGCAACACCUUCUCUAGCAGCUCACUAAAUGCUCUGCAGGCCAUCAGUGAAGGUGUGGGCUCUUCUCUACCUUCUGCUCUCAACUCACCAGCCCACAAAUCCGAUAGCUCUCCCAGUAUCAACUCAACCCAGUCCUGUCAGCCAGGCCAGACUGGCAGCAGCAAACACAUUACUGGUGACUCCAAGAGCCCAUCAAGUGCUCAUAGCUCUGGGUUAGAUCAACAGCAAGCCUCUUCUUCUGAAACCACAGUGGAUAAGCCAGACAGUCAGUCCAACAAGGAGGGUUCUAAUGGGGCGGAUGUCAACAGGAGAGUCCCUGACGGAAAGGGCCACAAGAAAUUACUGCAGUUGCUCACCUCGCCGACUGAAGAGAUUGGGCUUGGGACUGCGACUGUUGGACCUACUCCAGGUCGUGCCUCCACGCCAAUGGUUCCUGACUCCAAGGAGGUAGGAGGUGGCAUGAUGAGUCCUUCAUCAACAGGGGUAUCAUCCUCAUCUUCUGGUCCAUCGUCGGGGAAUAAUGCAAAUCAGCAAUGCUCAGGUGUGUCAUCUUCGGCUUGUUCUAGUGGACAUGGUACUCACACUUUACAGGAGAAACACAAGAUACUCCACAAGCUUCUUCAAAAUGGAAACACACCUGACGAGGUGGCUCGCAUCACAGCCGAGGCAACAGGUAAGACCUCUCUCGGUUCAGAGCACCCAGGUGCUGAGGGGAGGAGUUUGGAACUCAAACAGGAGCAGCACAGUCCGAAAGAAGGAAAAAAGCCACAAGCCCUCCUCCACUACCUCCUCAAUAAGGAUGACUCCAAAGAGCCCAAUGCCACAGAGGUCAAACCAAAGCUGGAGGAGCUGGAGGGGAGAGGGGCCACUGCAGGGCAAGGGUCAGGGGUCACAACCUCGAAUUCUAACAGCCAGGAGGGCAAAGUCAAGAUCGAACCACCUGAUGAGCUGGACAGCUUGGAGAGCAUUCUUGGAGGGCUGAGGAAUUCUGGCUCUGGAAUGUUUGCUGAUUCUGGGACAGAAGGGGGCAAUAAGCAGGGCAAUGGACCCAACAGCACCGCACAUGAGCGGGAGGGUGUUGGUAUGGGCUCAGGUCUACGUGUGCCCUUCCAAAGGGCGGUGUCUGUAGAUGGUAAACCCCUCAGCGGGCCAGGGAUGACGGGUAGGAGGAGUGCCCCCUCCUCUCUUGUCAAACAAGAGCACACUGACAACCAGAUGGGCAUGGGAGGUCCCAACAGGCCAAUGGUGAUGCCUAAUCGCCCUCCUAUGGCAGGUGCCGGAGAUUGGGGAAUGCCCAAUUCCAGCGGCAGCCCUGUUGGUUCUGUAGGGCACCCGGGCAUUGGUCGCCCGGGCAUGGACCACAAUCCCAAGAGCAUGAUGGGGGGACCCAUGGUUAACAGAUCUAAUAGCGUUCCUGCAACCAGAUCUAUGUUGCAACAGCAGUUAAUGGAUAUGGGGCCUUAUGACGUAGGGAUGGGUAUGAAUGCAUUUAGAGGGCAAGCACCUCCACCACAUUCCCCUUCAUGGCCAGACAGUGGGAUAGGAAUGGAGGGAGGACAGAAUGCAAACAGACUGCCAUUUAAUAACCCUCUGGAUGAACUUCUGGUCCCUCCAUCCACCACUGAGGGCCAGAGUGAUGAGAGAGCUCUGCUAGACCAGCUGGACACUCUGCUUAACAAUGCUGAUGUCAUCGCUCUGGAGGAGAUUGAUCGUGCCCUUGGCAUUCCGGAUAUUGUUGGCCAGGGUCAUAGUACAGAUCAGCCCCCUCCGACAGACCACUUCUCUGGUCCUUGCCCAGGCCCUGACUCAUCUAUGGGUAUGGACCCCAAGGGUAUGUAUGGGCAGGGCUAUCCAGGCCCCCCAUCCAUGGGGAUGCAAGGCAGAUAUGGCCUUGGUCCCAACCCUGGUCCUGGACCCAGUCCCAUGCAGGCGCAGUCUGCCCCAGGGUUUAACCCCAUGAUGAAUCAGAUGAACCAGCAAGGUGGCUUCCCUGGAAUGGGCGGUAUGGGUGCUAUGCAUCCACGUGCUAGCAUGAUAAGGCCUCGGAUGAUAAAUACAACCAAGCCGCUCAGAUUGCAGCUCCAGCAGAGACUGCAAGGACAGCAGUUUUUGAACCAAAGUAGGCAGACCAUGGGGAUGAGGCCAGAUAGCAAUCCUGCAGCAAACCCUGGCAUGAGACCUACCAUGCAGCCAGGCAUGGGCGGACAGCCUGGUUUCCUGAAUGCUCAGAUGAUGGCCCAGCGCAGUAGAGAAAUGAUGAAUCUUCAAACAGAGAUGAGAAGACAGAUGAUGAUGAUGCAACAACAGCAGCAGCAACAGCAGCAGGUUGCACCCGGAGGCUUCAGCCCGCCUCCUAAUGUCACUGCCCCUACAGGAAUGGACAACCCCAUGGGAGGACCCCCAAUGAACCAGGCCAGCCAGCAAGCCUUUAACUAUGGAGGCAACUAUGGUAUGGGCCAGCAGGGGGACCCUUCAUUUGUGGGAACCAGCAGUAGCCCUCCUAACAAUAUGAUUACUGGUCGUAUGGGCGGUCCUCAGAAUCCCAUGAUGCAACAGCACCCUCAGAGCAAUCCCAUGUACCAGUCUGCAGAGAUGAAAGGCUGGGGACAAGGGCCUAUGCCUAUGAAUAAUUCAUACUCCCAGCAGCAGCAAUAUCCCCAGCAGGCGGCGCCAGGACAAUAUGGGGGAAUGAUGAUGAAUGGUUCCAUGCAAGGAGGUGUCAAUGGCAAUGUUGCAGGGCAAAUGCCCCCAAUGCAAGGUCAAAUGCCCAUGAAUGCCAUGGGCAUGGGGCGCAUGCCAAUGGGACCUGAUCAGAAGUACUGCUGAGGCAAUGAGCCAUCCCUGCGAGUUACGGACAAGUUGGAGUCGAACUUGGACUCACAUUUUGUGCAUCAGUCAAGUGAGGAAAUGUCAACAUGAAGCUAUAAUAUCUGCCUCAUUAAGGAGAAAUGACUGAAAGGGUCCAGUGGAACUUGACUGAGAGAAAAGGGAAAGAGAGCAAGAGACUCAAGCCUUCUCUGUGGGGUUCUUUCUGAAUUUGUGCAGUGAGGAUGUGCAGCAGGCUCUCUCCUGUCCCAUGUGGCUGUACUGCAGUACACAACAUAACCACAAGGGGGAACAGAGUAGUGAUGGUUAUGGUGCAACUUGACUGUGGGGGAGCACUUUAUUUAAAGGCUAGUACGGAAAAGGAUAGUUGCAAUAUAUUUCUUGCUUUUUCUAGCCUUAUAGAACUAUUAUGUGCAUAUUGUCCAUUUUGAAUUUGUUUUGGACAAGCCUUGUUUUAAAGAAUACCGUGAGAAUUGUAAGCACCAGAACAUCAACGCAUAUCAAAGCAAUAAUUAUCUUCUCAAUGCCACAGGCUCAAAGUGGUCAACAAAAAUCAAAUGGUACUACAGUAUUUUUGUGUGUGUGUGUGAAUAAGAUUGGAAUUGUAAAUUCUGUAUGCCACAAAUGUAUCAUACAUGCUUUUACUACAUACUUGUUUUGCACAGAGUUUGGGCCCCUGUUAGGCCUAUUUAUCUAUAUUUUAGGUCAAUACUGCUCUGGGUUUUACAUCUAUUCUGACUUAAGUCAAAGGGAGAAAAUAUUUUAUUUUUUAAUCUUGUCCAGCACAGCUUCUUUUCUUUCCAAUGACAACCGCCAUUUUGUUUGAAUGGCACUUUUUUCUAAACUUUGUAUUUGACAUUGCAGAAAUGUUAUGCAGUGAUGGUUUCAUAGUUUUUAUUUUAAUUUCCAUUGUUGUUUUGACAGAAAAAAGUGGCCACGCUUUCAGACGAUGCGCAAAGAUUAUGUUGAUGUUGCUCUAUAAGCUAGCUCUUACUAAGAAAAAUAACUCACUUUCUCACUGUAUUGUACUGUUGGUUCUUCAGAAAUCUACCUUUAAGAAACAUGCACAAUCCAAAGAUAUUUUUUUUCAGUCUCUUCUCAAGUUUGACUACAGAAAUGUAUCCAUUUAUAUAUGAUUUUGUGCAAAUGAGCAGAGUAAAAGGUACAUAUCAUAUGAACAUAUUACUAUAUAUAUUAUGAUUUUGUACUAUAUACUGUAUACGUACAAAAACCAAGUGUACCUGUUUAUUUUUGAGGCCAGUUAAUAUUGUUAGCAGUAUUGUCUGUGCUUUUGGGAGUUUUCUCUAUCAUGCGGUUUAUUCCCUUUUCGGUUUAAGUUUUGUAAGAUUUUGAGGGUUAUGAAUUAUCUGCUUAAUUGCCAAUACAUAUUUAAAGAGAUCUGCUUAAAAAAAAAAAAAAAAAGAAAAGAAAAAAAGGUUUUUAAAUCAUGUAUAGUAGCCCAAUGGAUGUGUUUUUUAAAAGCAAGUAUUCUGUGAAGACACAGGUGAAAAAGGAGUAACCGCUCCAUUGGUUACUAUGGUAAGUUCAGUAAGCAGGAAUCCAUUCUGAAAAGAAAGGCUUAUCCAUGUAUCUCUCUAUAUUGCAGCAAUCCUUAACCAUUUCAUUAGUCAAGUCUUUCAUCAGUGACUUAAAUUGAUUUAUGUUUGUGGAAUGUCACUGGAAUGAAAUACAAUGGAAAGCCAGUCUCUUCAGACUCUUAAGGCAAGCAACAUUAUCAUUUGUGUUCAUUUCGCAAGAAUACUGUAGAUUGUGAAAAAGUAUAUUUUGAAAUGAUAAUUCCAGAAAAUCAAGGCUAUUCUGGACUUUUGAGAAUUGGUUAACUGAGGGGUGUUGACGUGGAAGAUUAGCUCACAUUUUACAGGAUGUAAAUUACAUUACACUUAAUUAUUUUGCUUGAUGUUGAUAUUGUUGUAAAUAAAAGUUAUAUUUAAACGUGA
This is a messenger RNA of Myxocyprinus asiaticus (Chinese sucker), 6642 nucleotides long. Its product is annotated as nuclear receptor coactivator 3-like. The coding region runs from base 152 to 4684 and encodes 1510 amino acids. The transcript has 23 exons. Gene Ontology annotation, molecular function: nuclear receptor binding; protein dimerization activity. The record is from RefSeq and is a predicted model, not a curated record. NCBI's taxonomy places the organism in Eukaryota, Metazoa, Chordata, Actinopteri, Cypriniformes, Catostomidae. Gene Ontology annotation, biological process: positive regulation of transcription by RNA polymerase II; cellular response to hormone stimulus. Gene Ontology annotation, cellular component: nucleus.